AUGGGCCGUCUUUACGCUAAGGGUAUCUUCACCGGUUACACUCGAGGUCUCCGAAACCAGCACGAGAAGACUGCUCUCAUCAAGCUCGAGGGUGUCAACAACAAAGAAGACACCGCCUUCUACCUCGGCAAACGAGUCGCUUACGUCUACAAGGCCAAGGUCAAGACCCGAUGCACCGCUCCUGGUGCCGCCGCUGACCGAACUCGAGUCAUCUGGGGCAAGAUCUGCCGAUCCCACGGUAACUCCGGAUCCGUUCGAGCGAAGUUCGCCAAGAACCUCCCACCCAAGGCUAUGGGCCACCGAGUCCGAGUUAUGCUUUACCCAUCAAGCAUCUAA
Molecule: messenger RNA, 336 nt
Organism: Oikopleura dioica
Lineage: Eukaryota; Metazoa; Chordata; Appendicularia; Copelata; Oikopleuridae
Source: the annotation of a GenBank genome assembly